Molecule: messenger RNA, 567 nt
Organism: Debaryomyces tyrocola
Lineage: Eukaryota; Fungi; Ascomycota; Pichiomycetes; Serinales; Debaryomycetaceae
Source: the annotation of a GenBank genome assembly
AUGUCUGCUGCUAGCAAAAUCUUAUCUGAAAAGCCAAGUGAAUUAGAGUUACAAGUCGCUCAAGCUUUCGUUGACUUAGAAGGUCAAUCCGACUUAAAGGCCGAAUUGAGACCAUUACAAUUCAAGAGCAUCAAGGAAAUUGAUGUCAACGGUGGUAAGAAGGCCUUAGCUGUUUUCGUUCCAUGUCCAUCUUUAGCAGCUUACAGAAGAGUUCAAACCAGAUUAACCAGAGAAUUAGAAAAGAAGUUCCCAGACCGUCACGUUGUUUUCUUAGCUGAAAGAAGAAUUUUACCAAAGCCAUCUAGAAGAUCUAGACAACAACAAAAGAGACCAAGAUCCAGAACUUUGACUGCUGUCCACGACAAGAUCUUAGAAGACUUAGUUUUCCCAACCGAAAUUGUUGGUAAGAGAGUUAGAUACUUAGUUGGUGGUAACAAGAUCCAAAAGGUCUUAUUGGACUCCAAGGACUCCACUGCUGUCGACUACAAGUUAGACUCAUUCCAACAAUUAUACCAAAAAUUAACUGGUAAGCAAGUUGUUUUUGAAAUCCCAAGUGAUGUUUACUAA